GGUCGUUCUCUCGGUGGCUUCCAGAGCGAAAGAGAGGCUAUAUAAGAAAAAGAUGGGUGUCAGCAGACGAAGGCGGCGGUAGCUUUACCUUUUGCGAGAUUGCCAUGGGAUCAAAUUCCCCAUUGCCAGGUAAUACUCCGCCGCCGAAACCCUGGGAUCGAGCUGGGACUUCACCUGGACCUUCACCUUUCAAACCCCAAUCUUCCGGUGGAACAAGUGAUGUUGUUGAAGCCUCUGGAACUGCAAAACCUGGAGAGAUUGUUCCAAAUAAUGAGAGGAACGCGUUGAACAACAACAUUGUUGGGAGACCUCUACCUCCAAGACCUUGGCAGCAGAACCAUGGAACCAGUUAUGGAGGAUAUGGCUCAGAUAUAAACUAUAAUUCAGGCUAUGGCUCUGGCAUUUACAGUUCAUAUGGGGGACUUGGUGGGUACGGCGGGACUUACAGUAAUAAUAUGUCCUCGGGCUACGGAGGGUUAUAUGGAAAUUCCGGAAUGUAUCCAGGAAGCAUGUAUAACAGUGGGUUUGGGGGGUCCAUUGGCGGUUACGGGAUGGGCAUGGGCAGUCCGUAUGGCACACCAGAUACAAGUAAUCCAUACGGCCCUCCGUCAUCGCCACCAGCCUUUUGGAUAUCCUUUGUUCGAUCGAUGCAAGGUGUAAUCAAUUUCUUUGGCCGAAUCACAAUCCUUAUUGUUCAGAACACGCAGGCCUUUCACAUGUUCAUGUCGGCUCUCCUACAGCUCUUUGAUCGUUCCGGUUUACUAUACGGAGAACUUGCAAGGUUCGUUCUAAGGUUACUAGGGAUCAAAACAAGGCCUCGGAAACACCCCCAACUGGUACCUGGUGCAUCUGCCGGACCUGAUGGGAAUGGGCAGCAGUACGUCGAGGGCCCAAAAGCUGCUACUGGGUCUUGGGACAAUGCGUGGGGAGGUGAUGUUAAGAAAGCCAGUUGCGACGCAGUAAGCUAAUGGCUGUGCAAUGUUAAUCAAAAGCAAUUAGUGAUGUCAAUUUCCAAGAAAUGGUCUACCAGGGCAAGAGGAGCAGUGCAGGACGUCUAUCGUAUGCUUUAUAUUCGCAACCUUUUUGCAGUUUGUUAGCUCAGGACUAAAUUUGCUGUUUGUAUUAGAACAUUUUUUAAAUAAUUUUUGGAUCAGCGCUGGGUUAAAUUUUUGAUUGGCCAA
Phoenix dactylifera (date palm) is the source of this 1181-nucleotide messenger RNA. RefSeq names its product peroxisomal membrane protein 13-like. Gene Ontology annotation, cellular component: peroxisomal membrane; peroxisomal importomer complex; peroxisome. NCBI's taxonomy places the organism in Eukaryota, Viridiplantae, Streptophyta, Magnoliopsida, Arecales, Arecaceae. Gene Ontology annotation, biological process: protein import into peroxisome matrix, docking. The record is from RefSeq and is a predicted model, not a curated record.